GGGGAUACACAUGCAGAGGUAUCUCGUUGCUUGACAGCUUAGAGAUAAAGAAGCGUAAGCUCCUUCGUGUGCUAAGUCACAGAAAUUUCUUCUGACCAUGAGUCCAGUUCAGCAGUUUGCGCUCGUUGCGGUGAUGCUCGCAUGCGCGCUCGGCGCUCCAGUGCGCGUCCCCGAGAUGAACUACACGGAGGGCAAGACACUGGCAUUGAAGCUCAACGAAAAAGCCAGACGUUUAUAUGAAGAGGUGGAGACCCCGACCGAGGUGGCUGCAGUCAGCGACCCUCCACUGAUGAUCAGGUCCGAGGACAAGUGUGAUCCUGAGAGUCUUAAGACAAACCCAGAGACUUGCAUGUCCAGGGUUGUUCUUGCUUUGAAGAACUAUAGCAGGAUCUUUGGGGACAGUGGAAUAUUUCAGGGCCAAAACACCAAAUGUGACAAGUGGAGAGCAAACGCUACAGUUGUAGCUGAGGUGAUGGAACAAAUCCUGGAAGCACUAAAGGAGCCAUCAGAUCCUCCGACACCUUUGAUGAUGGAUAACUGGAUGACUGAGGGCUACCUGUGCCGUGACAGCGUCGAGCGUCUCUACUCCUUCUCCAUCAUGACGGCUCGUGUCUUUAGCCAUUUGACUUCACUUCAAGAGUCAGCUUAAAUGAGAAUAAUGAGUGGUUAAUGAUUCUUUAUCAUGAUCAUGUUGGUCAAAAUGUGUUAAAUCUGCUGCAUUUUGAAGAAAUGUUCUCAUGAGUUAUAAGUUAAUUAAUAAUUACAUUCUGGAACUAUCAUGUUUUGCAUAAUAUAUUGUGUAUUUAUUAACUUAUUUAUUUUAACAAUAUUUAUUGUUAUUUAUUAAGUCAUCAUUUUGUUAUGUGCUGAGUACAUUACAGUAUGUUACAAUGUAACUUUGUUUUUUUUUUUUUGUUGUUUUUUUAAAAAAAAACAUAUUUAAUAAACUUCUAAACAAGCAGUACAAAGCAUUCACUUCCGUGUAUUUUUCCCCCUCUUUAAACUGCAUUUCCUAUGAAAUCUUUGCCUAUAGAGGAAUUGUGGCAGUGCACCAAUAAGGAAAUGACAUGGUCAAUAUGACUGAAUUUCCCAAUCUGCAGUCAAAGUCUGUUUGUAAGGAGAGGAGGAAGGUGUGCUUUCC
Molecule: messenger RNA, 1141 nt
Organism: Pangasianodon hypophthalmus (striped catfish)
Lineage: Eukaryota; Metazoa; Chordata; Actinopteri; Siluriformes; Pangasiidae
Product: interleukin-23 subunit alpha-like
Exons: 4
Coding region: 98-649 (183 amino acids)
Biological process (GO): immune response
Cellular component (GO): extracellular region
Molecular function (GO): cytokine activity
Source: RefSeq, a predicted model, not a curated record